AGUCCAGCGGUGUGGGUGAUGAUGUUCGUCAUGUGCCUGACCGUGGUGGCUGUGACCGUCUUCAUAUUUGAGUUCUUCAGUCCAGUUGGCUACAACCGCAGCCUUUCCAGCGGAAAGAAGGCAGGAGGCUCUACGUUCACCAUAGGAAAGUCUGUGUGGUUGCUGUGGGCCAUUGUGUUCAAUAACUCGGUCCCAGUGGAGAACCCCAGAGGAACCACCAGUAAGAUCAUGGUGCUGAUCUGGGCCUUCUUCGCUGUCAUCUUCCUGGCUUCCUACACAGCCAACCUGGCUGCCUUCAUGAUCCAGGAGGAGUACAUAGACACUGUGUCUGGACUCUCAGACAAAAAGUUCCAGCACCCCACAGAGCAGUACCCCCCUCUGAAGUUUGGCACGGUGCCCAACGGGAGUACAGAGAAGAACAUCCGCAGUAACUACCCUGGCAUGCACCAUUACAUGGUCAAAUAUAACCAGAGAGGGGUGGAGGACGCCAUUAACAACCUCAAGACUGGGAAGUUGGAUGCCUUUAUCUACGAUGCAGCUGUGUUGAACUACAUGGCCAGGAAAGACGAGGGUUGUAAGGUGAUGACCAUAGGCUCUGGGAAGGUAUUUGCCACCACAGGCUACGGUAUCGCCCUGCACAAGAACUCCCGCUGGAAACGCCCCCUCGACCUGGCCCUGCUGCAGCUGGUGGGAGACGAUGAGAUUGAGAUGCUGGAGCGUCUGUGGCUGUCUGGUAUCUGUCACAAUGACAAGAUUGAGGUGAUGAGCAGUAAGCUGGACAUAGACAACAUGGCGGGUGUCUUCUACAUGCUGCUGGUGGCUAUGGGGCUCAGUCUGCUGGUAUUUGCCUGGGAGCACCUGGUCUACUGGAGGCUCAGACACUGCAUGGCUACCAGCUCUGGGAGACUGGACUUCCUACUGGCCAUCAGUAGGGGCAUGUACAGUUGUUGUAGCUUUGAGGAUGAAACCACGCCGGGCGGGGCCAAAUCCUCCAUGGCUAUGCUACCCCACCAUCAUGGCACCAUGGUAACAGUCCCGCCCCCGCCACACUUGGUCAGUGCGUCGUCAACCAACCCGGCCCUGACCAUGGCGCAGCAGCAACAGCAGCAACAGUCACAGCCCGUCUACAAAACACAGCUACCUGGAUCCCCUCCCACCGUGGUGCAUUCUGGGACGGCGCUGGGACCCUCCAACACUCCCAUGCUGGGGGCGCCCCUGCCCUGCUCCACAUUCCUCCCCCGGCCCGAUCGCAGACUGGCUGUGGUGGACCGCUGGAGGCUGCCCAAGGCCGGGACCGCCACCAACCCCAUGGCUGUCCGCGGGGCCGUCGCAGACAUGGGACCCUUCCCCCAGAAAGUGGCUCCGACCUGGGGCACGACAGCUGGAGGAGUGGGGGUUGGUGGUGGUGGGGGGCUGGAUGGAUAUAAACGCUACUAUGGACCCAUCGACCCUGAGGGUCUGAGGCCCUGUAUGGACCAGCCGGCAGGGUCCCAGACCCCCAAAACAGGGAAGGGAGGGGUCAAACCUUUGGGGACGCCUCGGCUGCCUCCUAAAAGCCAAGCCGUGGGCGUGACCCCAGUCCCUCUGCCCACUAACCCCCCGCUGCCACAACCCUCCCCCCCUCUCCCCUCAUCCUUUUGGAGGAAGCGCCGGCCUAAGAAGCCCAAAGAGCCAGGCGGGCCUCUGUAUGAGAACAUCCUACCACUGGGGCGCAGGGGAGGAGGAAGGGAUGGAGCGAGGGAUGGUGGAGGGAGGAGGGGACACCCCCUCUCUCCUCCUCUCCCGCUCCCCGUAACCAUGCCCAUGUCCCCCACCUACACUCCCCCUUCCCCCUCCACCUCACUCCCCUACACCAGCUCAACUUCCUCCUCUUCCUCUAACACAUCGUCCACCUCUUCCUCUACCUCCUCCUCUCGCUCCUCCUCUCCUUCCUCCUCCUCCUCCUUGACCUCUCAGAGCACGCGGGAAGGUUUGGACGCAGAGGAGGAUGAUGAGGAUGAGGAGCUGACAGAGGAGUCCAGUCUUCUCCUGGGGAGGGGGAGGGACAGACAGCGUUCAAUUAUCUCCUCUCGCUCUCUCAGUCACGGGCGCCAGCCACCACCUAUACCACCCCGAAAACCACACCCUGCCCGAGGGGAGAGAGACAGGGAGAGGGAGAGAGGAGGUAGCCAGUUGGCCCAGUUACAGGAGUGGUGGGCGGGCUGGGGUGAGAGAGAGAGGGAUCGCAGUGGAGGAGGAGGAGAUGACGAGAGGAAACGAGAGAAGAAGAGGAGGAAAGAUAAAGAGAAGAAGAAAAAGAAGAAGAAGAGGAAAAAGAGGGAGGAGAGGGAACGAGAGAGAGACAAAGAGAGGAAGAGACGGAAGGUGAAAAAGAAGCGGAAGAAGAAGGCGCUGAAGACGAAGAAGAGGAAGAAAUCGACUGGGCGUUCUGAGCAAGAAGAGGGGGAUGUGGAGGCAGAUAGGGAUGGAGAGGGGGAUGGAGGGAGAGAAGGAGGGAUGCCAGACUACUCUUCCUUUCCAACCCAUAAGCGCUACCCCAAACUCCCCUCCUCGGUCAAGUUCUGGGUGAGCGGAGGAAACGGGGAAGGGGGGGACCCCAACUCUGGAACACCCCCCUCCUCCCUCCCUCCCCUCAUCCCACUCUCCAAGAGGCGGAGAGAGAAAGGGGGCAGCAUCAACAGCAGAGACGACUCUAUACUAGGGCGAGUGGAGGGCUGGGGGGGGGCGGGGGGAGAUUCUUGGGGUUCAGGGCCAGGAGUAGGGUGGUCGUCAGGGGGAGGGAGUGGAGGUCUGGGGUCCCAGUGGCCCCCCCCUCCAGCAAACCACCCGCUCCCCCGACGGUACUGGUCUGUGGACAAACUCCCAAUGAAGGGAGAGAAGAAGUGGAAAAGGGGAGGAAGGGGGAAGGGCAAGGGACGCGCUCGAGACAGAAACCAGGGGUCUGGGGUGUCAUGUUCAUGUAGCCAGUACCCACACCCCCAUGUGCACCCGCACCCCCAAGGGCGGUCACACGGCCAUGGGAAGAGAGGAAGCACGGCCCUGUCCCACAGCCAGGAGGAGCUGCUCCCCCACUGCCACAGCUUCAGCGGGGGCUCACGGCCCAAACCCCCUCCCAAACCAGACCAGGGCCAGGCCAAGUCAGGCAGCCAGGCAAGCCUCAGCACACAGCAGCCAGGAGGGAUAGUGGACCACCCCCCUCAGCCCUCCCUCUCGCCCCCUCAACCCCUACCUAGUGCCCCUUCCUCAUCCUCCUCCCUGCCGGUGCCCAUCCCUCCUCCUCCCUCCACGUCCUCUGCCUCGGCCAGUGCUAAGCUCCUGUACCAGAGACUACGGUCAGUGCCUCAGCCCGGGCGCUUCUACUCCCCCCACCUGCCACUCAAGGCCAAGAGCCUAUGCUCCCGACGAGGCUCCGCCCAUUUCUCCAGCCUGGAGAGCGAGGUAUGA
This is a messenger RNA of Salvelinus namaycush (lake trout), 3444 nucleotides long. RefSeq lists its product as uncharacterized. Gene Ontology annotation, cellular component: postsynaptic membrane; postsynaptic density membrane; NMDA selective glutamate receptor complex. Gene Ontology annotation, biological process: synaptic transmission, glutamatergic; long-term synaptic potentiation; excitatory postsynaptic potential. Gene Ontology annotation, molecular function: NMDA glutamate receptor activity; transmitter-gated monoatomic ion channel activity involved in regulation of postsynaptic membrane potential. The record is from RefSeq and is a predicted model, not a curated record. NCBI's taxonomy places the organism in Eukaryota, Metazoa, Chordata, Actinopteri, Salmoniformes, Salmonidae. The coding region runs from base 19 to 3444 and encodes 1141 amino acids. The transcript has 10 exons.